AUGGCCACCAUCAACGGUAGCUUCCACAACCAGGAUCAGUACAAGACGUCUGAGACCUACACUUCGACGAGCGAGGCUACCGAGCAGACCCAAACAAACAGCGUCAACCAUGACCUGAGCAAGGAUGAAGUAGGCUGGUAUUUCGUCGAGCAGUACUACACGACGCUGAGCAAGAACCCUGAUAAGCUUCAUCUCUUCUAUGGCAAGCCCUCUCAGUUCGUCUUCGGCGAGGAGGCCGAAGUCGCCAACAUCUCCGUCGGCCGUCCUGCUAUCAAGGAUCGUCUCAAGGACCUCGAUUUCCAGGAAUGCAAGGUUCGCGUCUCCAACGUUGACGCACUCGCCUCCUCCCACGAUACCAUUCUCAUUCAGGUUAUCGGUGAGACCUCGAACAAGAAGUCCGAGGAGCCCAGGAAAUUCGUCCAGACCUUUGUUCUCGCCAAGCAGCCUUCCGGAUACUUCGUUUUGAACGACAUCUGGAGGUAUAUCAGCGAUGAUGAGGAGGAGCCCGCCGCCGAGGCUACCCAGGAAGAGGUGAAGGCGGCUGAGCAGCCCGCUCCCACUGAGGCCCCCGUUGCCGCCGAGGCUGCCCCUGAGGAACCCGCCGCCGAAUCCGAGUCGUCGGAUGAAGAGACUGUUGAGGAGGCCCCAGCUCUUGAGGCCGAGACUGUAGACAAGAAGCUUGAGGAGGUUGCCAAGGCCGAAUCCACCGCCGAUACCGCCGAGGAGACUCCUGCUGAGACCUCUGAGGCCCAGGCCGCCAAGUCGGAAACCUCCGAGGCCGCCGCUAGCCGCGACAACGCCUCCACCGAGGUGGCUGAGGAGGCCGUCAAGGCCCCCGAGAAGCCCAAGGAGCCCGCUCCUACUCCCGCCGUCCCUGUAACCAAGGCUGCUCCUGCCGCUACCCCGGCUGCUGCCCCGGCCCCUGCUGCUGCCCAGCCCGAGAAGCCUGCUGGCCCUCCCAAGCCCAUGACCUGGGCUAGCCGCAUCGCUGCCGCCGCCGGUCCCGCCCGACCUGCCCCGGCGCUGCCUAAGCCUGCCGCCCCUGCCGCCGCAGCCCAGCCCAAGACUGCCGCUGCUGCCGCCGCCCCUAAGGCCGCCACUCCUGCUGCCCCUGCCCCUGCCGCCCAGCGUGCCGAACCCGCCGCUGCUGCCCAGGACUCCGCCUCGUCUGGAAGCGAGUGGCAGACCGCCGGUAGCGACUCCAAGAGGCAGAACAGGCCCCAGUCGAUCAUUGCCCAGGCCGAGGAUAAGGGCACCCUCGGCUACGUCAAGUAUGUGACGGAAAAGGUCCAGGAUGCUGACCUCAAGAACGCGCUCGCUCAGUAUGGUGCCCUCACCUACUUCGAUAUCAACCGUGACAAGAACUGCGCCUUUGUCGAAUUCGCCUCCCCGACGGCUAUAAGGCCGCCGUCGCCGCCAACCCCCAUGUCGUCAACGGCGAGAACAUCGUUGUUGAGCAGCGCAGGCCCAAGUCGACCGCCUACGGUGGAGCCCAGUACUCUUCAGGCCGUGGUGGUGCGUCUGGCCGAGGUCGCGGCCGCUAUGAUGGCACCCGCUCCGGCAGCCAAGGAGGCCCCAAGGCUCCCUUUGGCUCUCAGACCAGGGGCCGCGGUGGUGCCGCCGCUCGCGGCAAGGGACCCGCGCCGACCAACGCUUAAACCAGUCAAUACCUACUCGGGUUUCCGCUUCAAUAUCUUGUUGCAGGGAAACCGGUAG
Parascedosporium putredinis is the source of this 1716-nucleotide messenger RNA. Lineage: Eukaryota; Fungi; Ascomycota; Sordariomycetes; Microascales; Microascaceae. The record is from the annotation of a GenBank genome assembly.